AUGGCCAUAAUUGUUGUCUCUUGUCGGGAGUCAGUGACAUUUAGGGAUGUAGCUGUGCUCUUCAGCCAGGAGGAGUGGUUGUACCUGGACCUUGCUCAGAGGACCCUUUACCGGAAUGUGAUGCUGGAGAACUACAGAAACCUGGUCUCACUGGGGAUUCCAUUUUCAAAACCAAAAGUCAUCUCCCAGUUACAGCAAGGGGAAGACCCCUGGAUGAUGGAAAAAGGAACUCCUCCAGGCACCUGUCAAGGUGUCAAGAUGGAGCCUCAAAUAGAAGUACUGCCUUCUAGCCAAGACAUUUUUACAGAAGAAACAUCUCAGGAAAUAGUAAUGAAAAAAGCCAUUAAAUAUGGUCAUUGGAACACCACGUUUAGUGAAACUUUGAAUUUUGAUAGAAGGCUAGAACAGGAACAACAAAAGAAACAUCUCAGGCAAAUGGUAGCCUCCUACAAGAAAACCUUCAGUGGGUAUGGAAAACAUAAAAAUCUUGAACUGAGAAAAGACUUGUUUAUAAAUACAAUUCUUGUUAGACAACAAUGUGUUCCUAUAGAAAGGAUACCCAGUCCAUAUUAUACUUUUGGGAAAUAUUUUAAACAAGAUUUUGAUCUAAUGAAAUGCUUCCAAAUUUAUCCAGGAGUAAAACCUCAUAUUUUUAGUGAAUAUGGCAGGAGUUUCAACUAUAGUCAACACUAUCUUGAACACCAGAGAAUUCAUGCUGGUGAGAAACCCUACAGAUGUAACGAGUGUGAGAAAUCCUUCAGCCAUAGGUCAUCUCUUCUUGCCCAUCAGAGAAUUCAUACUGGAGAGAAACCUUACAAAUGUAACGAAUGUGAGAAAUCAUUUAGUAGCAGUUCAACCCUUAUCAAACAUCUGAGAGUACAUACUGGAGAGAAACCCUAUCAAUGUAGCGAAUGUGGUAAAUCCUUUAGCCAGUGUUCAACCCUCACUGUACAUCAAAGAAUUCAUACUGGAGAGAAACUCUAUAAAUGUGGUGAAUGUGAUAAGGCUUUUAAUUGCAGAGCAAAACUUCAUAGGCACCAAAGAAUCCAUACAGGUGAGAAACCUUAUAAAUGUAGUGAAUGUGGAAAAGGUUACAGCCAGUUUACAUCCCUUGCUGAACAUCAGAGACUCCAUACUGGAGAACAACUAUGUAACUGCAUGGAAUGUGGGAGAACCUUCACACGCAUAUCAACUCUUAUUGAACAUCAGCGAAUUCAUACUGGACAGAAGCCUUAUCAGUGUAAUGACUGUGGCAAAACCUUCAAUCAAUAUUCAUCCUUCAAUGAACAUCGGAAAAUUCACACUGGGGAAAAACUUUAUAAAUGUGAGGAAUGUGGGAAAGCUUUUCGUUGCAAAUCCAACCUUUAUAGGCAUCAGAGAACCCAUACUGGAGAGAAACCUUAUCAGUGUAAUCAGUGUGGAAAAGCUUUUAGCCAGUAUUCAUUCCUAACCGAACAUGAAAGAAUCCAUACUGGAGAGAAACUCUAUAAAUGUAUGGAAUGUGGAAAGGCCUACAGUUACAGAUCCAACCUUUGUAGACACAAAAAAGUUCAUAAUAAAGAAAAAUUCUAUAUAAAAGAAUAUGAAAACCUUUUAUCUAUAGCUCCUUGCUUACUUACUUAUCAUAAUUUUCUUAGAGGAGAUAAGCUCAGUGAGAUUGAAUUUAUCUCAUAA
Chrysochloris asiatica (Cape golden mole) is the source of this 1674-nucleotide messenger RNA. RefSeq names its product zinc finger protein 354C (gene ZNF354C). NCBI's taxonomy places the organism in Eukaryota, Metazoa, Chordata, Mammalia, Afrosoricida, Chrysochloridae. The record is from RefSeq and is a predicted model, not a curated record. Gene Ontology annotation, biological process: regulation of DNA-templated transcription.